UACAAUUCAAUACGGGUUGUAAACUUUUUUUUUUUCUUUUCUAUUUUUAGAUGGAAAUCAUCAAGUGAUCUGGCAACAACGCUGGUAGAGGGAAUAAAAAAACUGAAUGAAGGUUUAACAGAGAAACUUUAGAGUCUGGGGCGGGGUUUAGGAGAAAGGAACAGGGAAGUUCAGAGCAAAGUUACAAGAAAACUUUCUUCAAGGAGAAUUAACAGAAAAUGGACGCCAUUAACCAGCUGGUGACUGAUGUGCUCGAGGAUCUUGUGGAGUCAGAGCUCAAACAGUUCACCAGGCAGCUGUGGAUUGGUGUAAAACCAGACGUCGAUCCCAUUCCUCGGGGAAAGCUGGAGAAAGCGGACCGUCAGGAUGUGGUGGACAGUAUGGUGCAGCAUUACAGCGAGGAUGCUGGGAAGAUCACAGUACAGGCACUGCGCAAAAUCAAGCAGAACGAACGUGCAAAGCGUCUCGAGUCGAAUCUGCUGAAAGUUCAGCCGCAGGUGCAGGAAAAUGAGCCAAACCCUGAAGACCCACAGUCCAUCCCGCAGUCCAUCAACACUGCUGGAUCUGAUGAGCUAGAGCCCAUCCAGUCUGACUGGCAGAGACCACAAGGGAUCAUUACCCGCUUGCGAGAGAUUAAAAGCAGAUUUCUUUAUGCAAACAGAGACGAUAUUUACACACCAGUGAGCAGGAAUCAAAGAAAAGGCUUGGCUCUCUUAAUCACCAACAUACAAUUCGCCAAUAAACGAUACGACCGAGCCGGAGCGGAGAAAGAUGAGGAGAACAUGGAGUGGCUGCUGACAACCCUGAACUUUAUGGUUAUAAAACGCAGAAAUCUCACUGGAAAUGAAAUCAGCAGAACAGUGCAGGAUUUCUCUAGACGUCCUGAACAUCAAGAGGCAGACAGCACCUUUGUAAUCAUCAUGUCUCAUGGGCAAAGAAUUCAAAAUAGAGAUGCCAUUUUAGGUGUCAAUUACAACCGGCUUCAAAACUGUAACGACGUCUACUUUGUUGAAGACACUUUCUCCCAUCUGAACUCUGUGAACUGUCCUGCUCUGAUCGACAAACCCAAGGUUAUCCUCAUUCAGGCCUGCAGAGGAGAGCAACCCGGUGGUGAGUUUGUUCAAGAUUGUGUGCCUGAAUCGGACUCAUGGGUGCACAAGGAGAAAGACUUUGUCUGUUUUAUGUCCACCCUGCCUGAUAUGGUCGCAUACAGGGAUGUGGUCAAUGGAAGUUUUUUUAUCAGCUACAUAGUGGAUGUGUUCUGCUCAUCAGCCUACAAGGAUCACAUUAUGGAGCUUUUUAGGAAGGUUGCCGCUCGUAUGGAGAAAGACCAACGUUUCCGAGGUCACACGAAACUCUUGCCUUGCAUUGAACGGACGUCUCUUGUAAAGAAGUUUUACCUUUUUCCUGAACAGUGAAGACAUGGAGUAAACCUGGUUUAGAGGGAAACAGCACAGGUGAUCAGGGUAAAACAUGUAUAUCACCAUGCUGAAGGCUUUUAUUUCCUGGCAGAAAAUUACCUCAAUACAAGUCAUUAUUAAAAACACAGGUAUUAUCAGUUUUUAUAUGAACAAAUCUUUGGAAAGGUCUUAGAAGACAGUACAUUCCCUGCUUGAUUAUUCAAUCUGCUGUAAACAUUGUAAUGAGGGGGGUUUUCUAUUAAUCUGUGGUGUUUUUAUUUCAUAUUCUUUGCAUUUCAUCAAUUCAUUCAGUAAUUUUAUAAUAGGCUACUUGUUAUCUUCCAUUGUGUUAUAAUCUUAAGUUUGUGUGGUUUUCAGGAGAUCAGUCUGAAAUGUAUAAAAUAAGGACUGUAUUUCAAGGCUUGUUAUGGUACACUUCUGUUAUUAAACAGUAUAUUUUUAUUGCUUGUGCUUUAAUAUCACUGGAUGGAUUUGUGCUUGUCUGCUUAGUCAGUAAACUGGUAAAUAACAAA
Danio aesculapii is the source of this 1933-nucleotide messenger RNA. Its product is annotated as caspase b-like. Lineage: Eukaryota; Metazoa; Chordata; Actinopteri; Cypriniformes; Danionidae. Gene Ontology annotation, molecular function: cysteine-type endopeptidase activity. The transcript has 8 exons. The record is from RefSeq and is a predicted model, not a curated record. Gene Ontology annotation, biological process: proteolysis. Bases 219 to 1418 code for a protein of 399 amino acids.